AUUCAGAAUUGGAUCAUAAAAUGCUUCUCUAGGAAUCGGAAGCAAGCAGACUCAAAGGUGGCUAUAACUUGCGAACUUACAUAUGCAGCUUGACAACUUGCUGAUUGAAGAUAGAAGCUGGAGAUGAGCUACUAAGUUGAGUUUAGUAAGUAUUUUACAAAUAAUACCAUUAAAAAAAGGUCAUGAGUAACUCUCUUGUUUAGGUACAACCGUUUUUUGGUUGGAAACUCAUAUCUGUUUCUAUAUAUCUAUCAACUCUUCCAAACUUCUUCCUCUCUUAUUAAGGAUGUAAUUCGGAUGCUAAUCCGUCAUUAAACCAUAUGGUCUUAAACAAGUUAGCCUCCAUUUUUAACUUCAUCGCUCCAACAAGGCAGCUAAGAGUUAAAGAUGUGACAUCUUAUCAAGCAAAUGCAUUAGAUAUUUCGGAGAAUGCAAAAGAUGGCGAGCUUACAUCUCCGGGAGAAUCAAGCUCCAUUGAGGCUCUUGAGGUUGAAAGCGAAUUUUGUUGUGUUUGCUUGUCAAGAUUGAAGGGAGGUGAGAACGUGCGUGUUCUCUUUUGCAAGCACAAAUUUCAUAAAGUCUGCAUCGAUAGAUGGUUUAAAGCGUGUCGGAAAACUUGUCCGAUAUGCCGGUUCACAAUAGGGGAGGAGGAAGGAUCGUACAAGAGAGAAGAGCAGCUUACGGAAGAGAUGGUGAUAUGGUUUUCUUCUUUUCAUGUAGCUGGAUUCUAAUAGGAAUGUUGAUAAAAUUUUGGGUGAAAUAAUAAGAAACUUUACAUGAAAAGUAGAAGCAGACAAGGUGAAUUAUAAAAACAUAAUUUGCACUCUUAGAAGAAGCACAAACAAAAAUGAAUGAAUUGAUUUGUUGAGCAAUACAGAAACAAAAAGUUCCGAUGCCGGGAAUCGAACCCGGGUCUCCUGGGUGAAAGCCAGAUAUCCUAACCGCUGGACGACAUCGGAAUUAUGCAUGAACAUGUGAAUACCAUUCAUCUCACCUAGCCUGUUCAGAAUUUGAAAGCCAUCUAUUUGUUUCGUAUUUCUUUUUCAAACUGUAUUUUUGUUAGAUUGAAUUAAAUAUUAUUUAUAUUAAUUUGCAAA
This is a messenger RNA of Mercurialis annua (annual mercury), 1097 nucleotides long. Its product is annotated as E3 ubiquitin-protein ligase RHA2A-like. The transcript is spliced from 2 exons. Lineage: Eukaryota; Viridiplantae; Streptophyta; Magnoliopsida; Malpighiales; Euphorbiaceae. Bases 321 to 731 code for a protein of 136 amino acids. The record is from RefSeq and is a predicted model, not a curated record.